GGCCACCCGUAUCCCUGAGGCUGGAGGGCUUAAAAGGCCCGCAGCCAUCUCCUCUUCCGUCUGAAGGCGGACUUUAGAUCAGAAGCAGAGGCUGGCAAUGUCAGGCAGGUUUCAAAGACGGGAGGCGAAGUGAGUUGCCAGUGUUGCCAGUGCUUCUGGACUUACAAUUGAAUUCAGAGCUCAAACUAGCUGGUGAGGGCUUUGUAAAUGAUACAGACAGGAUACUGACCUUACCGUGGUUGAAAAAGGCGAGGAUGUGCUGACGUCUCUGGGCCCUAGAUACCUGGCGCCCCUAAGACGACUGGCGGAGUUCGACAGCUAGCCCUGGUCAGUAUGGGUUUAGCAAAGCGCUCGAGGGUUUAGCUCCUGACCCUCCAGCAGACUCGCCAUGGAUUCAAGCGGUGGCACCAAUCACGCAAGUGCCGGGGCCACCGGCCAAGGUGAAAUCAUAAUCUUGGACUCCGAGUCCCCCCUCCGCGAACAAAAGCGGAGCCGGAAGAAGCAGAACAUGGAAGAGCAAAACAAGGGGGGCGAAAGUAAGACCAGGCGGAGGGUUGGCAAGUCUGAGCUCCAGGCCCUAGGACAGGCUGGCCUUCAGGGGGGUGUAGGCCGGAGCACGCGGUCGAGACAGGAGCCGAAGUCCCCCCGCCAGCUGCGAUUAGCGCUUCGGAAGGCGGGCCCCACCAAUCGGAAUGCAGCGCUUCCGGCCUUGGACCUGAAUGCCGCUUCCCAGGGGGGUGCAGGGAAGAGCAACGGCAGCCCCCCUGGAAAGCGGCUUACGCCGCGAAGCCCGGUUGGCUCCCCCCGGUGGCAAUCCCCUGGGCGGCAGGGGGGGCCGCGGAGCCCGGUUGGGACCCCCCGGUUGCAGUCCACUAAGGAGGCCUGCCUGGCGCUGCCUGCGUCUCCGAAGCCCCAGGGGGGGAGCCCCAGGGAUCCGAGUAUGGUUGUCCGCUUCAAUCUGAAGCAAGGGAUGCGGGGACUCGCAGGUGAAGGUUCGGAUGCGAAACCGAGGGUUUCAGAGACGCCGAGGCGGCAAGGGCUUGCGAGGGCCACGGUCAAGCCUGACGAUGAGACAGAUCUGGAGAGUGAGGGAGAUGAGGGUCUUAAGAUGGAGACUGGGAGGCAGAAGCGAGACGGCGGAAGUGGGAGGCAUGGGGAUUGCCAGGGGAGAGCUUCCAGGAAAGGGAGCAUUGCGGUUGACGGGUCAGGGCAGGGUGUGGACGGAGAUCUGGACAGAAAGGGGCCUCGGGUGCGCUCCGUGCAUGAUCUCAUGGGGGCAGAGAGGAAGGACAGGCCGAAGUUGAGGGUGCGGAUUGUGAGUCCGCCGUCCGGGGGUGGUUUGGGGGGGUCCCGAUCCCCCGGGGACGGAGGAGGCGCCCAGGGGGCGUCGUUGCGGCAGGGCGAGCGGCCCCCGGGGAAGAAGCGGAAGCGGCCGCGAGACGGAGAGCCUCCCAAGAUCGAGAUCAGGAUCAAGCGGAAGCACUUGCAGGGGCGGAAGGGUCCUGAAGGAGGUGAGACCGGCGGGGGGAGUGCUGUGCUCAUGGAUGAGGAAAGUUUUCCAGAGAGUAGAGAGUUGGCGGACGUACAGAAGCAGGACGAGCAAGCGGGGAUGACAGAGUCUGAGUCGGAGUUUGGGGCCUCGUUGGAGAAGGGAGAAUUGCAGUCAAGGGAAGAUGGCCUCAAGACAAGGGGAGAGGACAGACUGGCUGAUGGGAAGAAGAGAAAGAAGAAGAAGGGGUUUGUGAGUGGACAGGCGCGAGGGGGCAGCAAACUGCGGCCACAAUCCGCAAGCUUCGGGAUGAGUGCGGACGAGGCAGGAAGCGCGGGCGACUUGGUUGAGCUCCUAGGCAAUUACGUCCCCCCAGUCAAGAGCGCCAGUGCAAAGCCCCGCCCGUCAGUGAGGGAGAAGCUGAAAACGGACGCGGAAAUCAUGGCGCGCGCAAACGAAAUUCUGCAGCGGCAGGCGGUGAUCGCUCUGGGGGGAAAGAUACAGCCUAGCACGGAGCCCCCGAGACCGUUGCCUGCUGGGGCGGUUGCGGGGAAGUCGCACUGGGAGCAUUUGCUGGCGGAGAUGACGUGGCUCGCUAAGGACUUUGAGAAAGAACGGAGGUGGAAGCUGGGCCAGGCGAAACGGUGGGCGCUCAAAGCGAGCAAGGUGCAACUAGACGUGGAGGCGCGGGACCAGAAGAGAGUGCGGGACGAGGAGUCGCGGGUGCGCAAACUGGCGAGCGGGAUCGCGAAGGAGGUGCGCAAGUUCUGGGUGAAGAUCGAGAAGCUGGUGCAGUAUAAGCACAGCGCUCUUGCGGAGGAAACGAAGAAGAAGGCGCUGGACAAGCACUUGGACUUUCUCGUGGGCCAGACGGAGCGCUAUUCUACCAUGCUGGCGGCAGACCUCCAGGGGCGGCCCGGCACGGGGACGUCUAAAGGUUCCGCUGGGGCGGAGGCAGAGCAGGGGACGUCUAGAGGGUCCGGGGACGAGCAGGGACCGGCUAGAGGUUCCGGAGGCAGGGUCGAAGCUAGCGGAAAGCCUGGAAAGUCGAGGCUCGCGCUGACGAAUGGGAGUCUGGACAUGUGGAGCGGGGAAGAAGAGGCGAAGCAGCAAGAAGGGGGGGAUGAUGGAGGAGCUCAUGAGGCGGUGGCUGACGGGGGGGCGAAGCAGGGGCGUUCUGAAGGGGGGGGGAGGGUGGCGCAUGCGGAUGGCGACGAUGACUUUGAAGUGGGGGAAGACGAGCAAGAAGAGGAUGAUGAAAGCACGCUGGAGGCCGAGAUCGCGGAGGAAGAGGCGGGGUAUGCGGACGAAAUGGACGCCCUCAAGGCCGAAAGCGAACUGCCCAUUGAAGAGCUGCUGCGGAGGUACCAAGCCAUGGAAACCGACGACGAGUUCCGGGACUCUUCCGACCGCCGUUCAGACUCCGACACCCCGGAGCCCGUUCCCACCCGCAAGCGCAAGGCCGGGGAGGCUGGUGUGAACGCCCCCCGGCCGAAGCGUGCGCGGCGGCCCGUGAAAGCAUCAGCGCAGCGGGAGCAUUCAGAAGUGAUGGACGGGGGCAAAGACGAAGAAGAAGAGUAUCAGGGGGACGACGAGGGGGGGGAUGACGAGGCGACGCUUGAGGAAGAGGAGAAGCUGGCACAGCAGAGCGGGGAUCUUGGUGGCGAUGACGAGUUGGCCAUGCUACAGCAGGAGAGCGAGCUCACUGUAGAGGAACUGCUGGCCCGCUACAAGGGCAUGCGGGACGAGGAGUCCGCCGAAGAAGAGAGCUCUGGCGAGCGGAGCAGCCAGGCCGAAGACGAGUCCGGAUCGGGGGAGGAAGAAUCGGAAGCCAGCGAUCACGACGAGCCGUCAGACGUCCCCAACCACACGGAGGUGUCCCCCGAGAGCGGCGUCGAAGAGGUCCAGACGGAUUUGACGACGGGGAGGGGGGCCGGAGCUCGGACGAGAGCGAGGAGGAAGGGGGGGCGGAGUCAGAGGGAAAAGAGGGGGGGGGAGACGAGGAAGUGCUUGGGGUGUCUGCGCUUUUGGGAGGGGGGGGGGGAGGAAGAUGGGGACACGGAAGCGGGCUUGUUAGCCGUGCGAAGAGCUGCCGCGAAGAGGGGGGAGAGGGCCAAGAUGCGGAGUGGGGUGGAGGAGGAAGGGGGAGGGAGUGGGGGGAUUGUGGGCGUGGAAAGGAGCUCUAGAGGGGACGAAGAUGGGCGAGAGGCGGGGCGGAAGGCUAGCGAGAAAGAGGGGACGGUUGUGGAGGACGGGGGGGUGUCUCCGGAGGAGAAGGCGGCGCCUGGAAGGAAUGGAAUUAUUGAGAAGGAGGCGGGUGAGCGGGAAGAGGAAGGGAUGAGGUCCGAAAACGACGGGAAAGGGCUAGAGACGAACCAGGGGGUGCGAGACCUUGGGGAAACGUCUGUAGCGGAAGGGGAGAAGGCGGAGGCGAGGGGAGUGAAUACCGGAAGGAGCGAAGAGAAGCCUGAGGGGGCUGCAGUGGAGUUGAGAAAAGGCCAGACGGGAGCUGAAGAGAAGGAGAGUGACGCUAUGGAAAUUGAGGUGAAAAACGAAGCGGAGGGCGCGGUCAGUGAGAAGGCGGUGGGGGCUGAAAAGACGGAGGGGAAAGCGAAAAUUACGGAAGGGGGGGCUAAAGACACGGGGAGGAACGCUGCGGAAACGGAGGUGGGGUGUAAAGUGACGGGUUUGGCAGAGUGGGGGGCGAAAGAGAGCGCGGGCAAAGUCGAAGAAGAGGAAGCGGACGACUUUGACGAGGGGUCGGGUCAGGACCGGUUGAAAAACGCGGCUGCCGCGGCAAUGGCCGCCCAACCGACGGGCUACACUCUGUCGACGACGCAAGUCCGGACCAAGGUACCGUUUCUACUGAAGCACUCGCUGCGCGAGUACCAGCACAUCGGGCUCGACUGGCUGGUGACAAUGUAUGAGAAGCGGUUAAACGGAAUCCUGGCGGACGAGAUGGGGCUCGGGAAGACGAUCCAGACGAUCGCGUUGCUCGCGUAUCUCGCGUGCGAGAAGGGCAUCUGGGGCCCGCACCUGAUCGUGGUUCCGACGAGCGUGAUGCUGAAUUGGGAGACGGAGCUCAAGAAAUGGUGCCCGGCGUUCAAAGUGCUGACGUAUUUCGGGUCGGCGAAGGAGCGCAAGGCGAAGCGGCAGGGGUGGAGUAAGCCGAAUUCGUUCCACGUGUGUAUCACGACGUACCGGCUUGUGAUCCAGGACCAGAAGAUGUUCAAGCGGAAGAAGUGGCGGUAUUUGAUCCUGGACGAGGCGCAUAUGAUCAAGAAUUGGAGGAGCCAGCGGUGGCAGGUGCUGCUCAACUUCAACUCCAAGCGGCGCAUCCUGCUCACCGGGACGCCGCUCCAGAACGACCUGAUGGAGCUGUGGUCCCUGAUGCACUUUCUGAUGCCGCACGUGUUCCAGUCCCACCAGGAGUUCCGCGACUGGUUCUCCAACCCGCUCAACGGCAUGGUCGAGGGCGCGGAGCAGAUCAACAAGGAGCUCGUCGAACGGCUGCACUCCAUCCUGCGGCCGUUCCUGCUUCGACGCCUCAAGCAGGACGUCGAGAAGCAGCUUCCGGGCAAGUUCGAGCACGUGAUCAAGUGCCGGCUGUCCAAGCGGCAGCGCAACCUGUACGAGGACUUUAUGGCGUCGUCGGACACGCAGGCCACGCUCGCGUCGGGCAACUUUCUGGGGCUCAUCAACGUGCUCAUGCAGCUGCGCAAGGUGUGCAACCACCCGGACCUCUUCGAGGGCCGCCCCAUCGUAUCCGCAUACGACAUGCCCCAAAUCUCCCCCCAGCUCAGCAGUGACGUCAUCAACGCCCUCAAACCGCACCCGCUGACGUCCCUUGACCUCGACGCGCUCAAUAUGCGGCUCAUCGACCUGGAGGGAAUGCACCAAUGGGAGGCCGAGGAGAUCUGCCAGCUGGCGACGCCUCGGCCGCUGAUCGAGGAGAUCGACGGCCCUGAGAAGCCCGCGAGCGCAGUCCCUGUGGUUGAAACGCCUGGGAACGUCCCAACCGCGAACGAGACCGAGGGCGAAAGGGCAGCGAGCGGUAACGGUGCCUCGACGAGCAGUACCGGUCCUUCGCCCGGCAGACCGCGGACGCUGUUGGAAGAGAUCCGAGAUGCGAUCGAGGCGAAGCGGCUGCAGCGCAAGAAGGAUACGCUCGCGUUCCUUGCGUCGCUGAACGUGCGUCGGUGCAAUCGGCGGCCGGUCUUUGGCGCCGACGUGCGUGCGGCCGUCGAAGUCGUCCCCCCGGCCCUGACCGUCACCCGGUUGACCGCUAACCCGGCCCGGUACCUCGACUACCCGAAUGCGCUAGCGGAGCUCGUCGUUUCGCCGGAAGGGCGGUGUGAAAAGGCUCAGGACCUGGUCGAAACGUUCGUGUUUGCGAUUCCCCGGGCAAGGGCGCCCCCGCCCCGGCCCUGGUGCAGCCACCCGGGGGUUAGCGAGCAGUUAGCGAGCGAGACGAGGGAGGUUAUGCUAAGCAGGGAGGUGGCGCCGCUGCUGACCCCCCUGCGGCAGGCAAUCGUGCGGCGGCAGCUGUUCUUCCCGGACCGGCGACUGCUCCAGUACGACUGCGGCAAACUCCAAGAACUCGCGGAGCUCCUGCGCAAGCUCAAGGCGGGCGGGCACCGCGCGCUCAUCUUCACGCAGAUGACCAGGAUGCUGGACCACCUGGAAUCGUUUAUCAACCUGUACGGCUACACGUACAUGCGCCUCGACGGGAGCACAAAGCCGGAGCAGCGCCAAAUCCUGAUGCAGCGCUUCAACACAAACCCUAAAAUCUUCCUGUUCAUUCUGUCGACGCGGUCGGGCGGGGUCGGCGUCAACUUAGUCGGCGCGGAUACGGUCAUUUUUUAUGAUAGCGACUGGAACCCCGCGAUGGAUCUCCAGGCGCAGGACAGGUGUCACCGCAUCGGGCAAACGCGGGAAGUGCACAUAUACCGGUUAGUUUGCGAGAGCACGAUCGAGGAGAAUAUUCUGAAGAAGGCGAACCAGAAGCGCGCGCUCGACGAUCUUGUGAUCCAAAGCGGGGGCUACAACACCGACUUCUUCAAGAAGCUGGACCCGAUGGAGCUCUUCGGGGGCGCCGCGCCCACGCACGCCGCCGUUCCGCCCGCAGGCGGCGUUCCGGCGGAACGGGCGGACGUUCCGGCGGAACCGGCGGAACCCGCCCCUGCAGAGCCCACCAACGCGGAAGUCGAGGCGGCGCUUGGUCGCGCGGAGGACGAGGAAGAUUACGCGGCGCUGAAACGGGCGGAACAGGAAGAGGCGCAAGACGCAGCCGAGUUCAACGAAGAGGGGGGGCCGGUGGCGGACGACGACGAGGAGGGGGGGGCGGCGAAAGGGGCCGAGGGCCCCCCCGCAAAGGGAGGGGAAGUCGCGGUGAUUGAAGAGGAGGGGGACGUGCUGCGGGAUUUGAAGCAGAGGGCGGCUGCCGCGGGGAAGGACGGAAACUUCUCGUUUGAGGAUCAGCUGCGGCCGAUUGAAAGGUACGCGAUGCAUUACUUGGAGGACGUCUUCGGCGUGGUCGACCCGCAGGCGGCGCAGGCGGAGGUCGACUUCGAACAAAAGGAGUGGGAGCUGGAUCAGCUGGAGAAGCUCAAGGACCAACAAGAAGCGGAAGUGGACGACGACGAAGAACAGAUUGUGUUCACAGACUGGGACACGGAACAAGCGGACGACGCAUACCGGCGCCAGGUGGAGCUGGCGGCCCAAUGGGAGGAGGAACGGAUCCAGGCGGAGAUCGAGGCGGAACUAGAGGCGGAGCGCCGCGAGGCCGAGCGCAAGAAGGCGGAGGAGGCGGCCGCGGAGGAGCGGCGCCAGCGGAUCCUGCGCAAGACGGCCAAGCAGGAAGAGCGGGUGCGUUUCCUGGCCCAGCAGAAGGAGGAGGAAGCGGCGCGGCGCGAGCAGGAGCGGGCCGAGGCGGCGGCGCGGCGGCACGCACGUGGUUCAAGCCACAGCGGCGACGACACGCCCAUCGACGGCAUGCGCAGCCCCUCGCAGCGCAAGCGCAAGGUGCCGAAGUACCUGGACGAGUUCGUGGAGGACGAAGAAGGCACCCGCCUCACGCCCACCCUCACCGCAGGGGGCUCAAACGAGCCCUUCUCGGGCCCCCCUGGAAAGAAGAACAAGAAGAAAAAGCUGUCCGAGCUCGGCGCACCCUCUCUCAGAGAAGAUUGGUCGUUCGAUUUCGGCUACCCGUGGGAAAACGCGUCGCUGGGCGAAUCUGGGCCGUUGGAUCUGGACGGCAGCAGGGAUACGGUCCAGAAGAAAGCGUCUGCAGCAGGGGGCGUGUUCACACUGCCUUCUUCGGGGACGUUACACAAACCGUCCCAGACACUGGAGCUCUUCCGGCGGCGCAAGGCGGAGUUCGAGCGGUCUAGGGGCGGGAGAGACUUCACACCGUGGAAGCACGCUGAGGACGUCAUACUGUGUUCAGCUGUGGUGGAGCUUGGUGUAAAUUGGGACGUGGCAAGCGACGUGCUGGCGGGGGUGCCAGACCUGGGGCCUCACCGGGGGAGGAAACGCUCGCCCGAGCAGUGCAGGGAGCGUUACGCCGCCUUGAUGAAGGCCCACGGCGUUGCGCCAGCUGACAGCGACUCGGUUCCAGCUGUCAAGGACUUGACGCCAGCUGUUGGCCCUUCAAAACCAGCUGGCGAAGUACCGGCGACAGCUGUCGGCGUUCAGGCAGAGGGGAAUGAUGCGGAAGGGGCAGAAACUGAGCGGAAAAGCGAGGCUGCUUCGGGGAGUGCGGUGGAUUCUGGAGGGUUAAGCAAACCGCUCGAGCUGAACCUUCCGCCAGCUGGCGAGCCGCCAUCGGUCGUCUCCACUUCGGCCCCUGACCAAGGCGGAGUCGUUCCGGCUAUCAGCACCGACGGUGUGAAGAAGCCCGACGAAACGGCCGAGCCUCCACAGUCCGUCCGCCCAGAGAGCCCAUUCACACCGCAGCCGGCGAUCACAGAGGAGCAGGCCAAGCUGCUCCUAGAGAGGGUGACGUCAUCCCCGGGUGACGUCGUCGUGGCGCUGCCCCCCGACUUCGAGAACGCUGUGCGCGCUUCCCAGCGGCAUCCGCAGACGCUUUCGAAAACCACGCAACCGCCCGCCGCGCCCGUCCCCUCACCAGAAGGGUUAGGGUUUAUCCGAGUCGACCAGGAAUCAGCCGCGGUGGUUAGCGCUAACCACGUGGCUCCGCACCCGUCGCACCGAGCGGCCGGAAAGGACGCGUUUGAGACCCUGGCGCGGUUAGCGGGGAGGCCGAUCAGCGAGAGGGAACCCGGGCUUAGCCCCGGUUUGGAGCAGGAUCUGGGGUGGGUUACGAGUUUUGCGGCGCAGCCGCCCCAGCCGAAGCUUGUGGACUUGAAUGCGUCGCCGGCCGAUUCGGACCGGACGGAGACACCGCCUCUCCAACCUAGUUCCCUGCCAGCCGCCCUGCUAACCUCCUCACAAACCAUUGUCGGGCAGCAAUUAGGUUUCUCUAAACCCGAACCAACCCAACCGAGCCAGGCAGGCCCGCCGCUUCCAGCCCAACAAACCCUUCCCCCAACAACGGAACAAGAGCCUAAACCCGACUUCAACCCGGUUCGGCAGUUCCUAACCCAAGCCGCGGACCUCGGACGCCUCGCUCGGGCCGAGGUCUCGGACAGCGACGAGGAGGAGCUCGCGGCCGCGACGGCCGGCUUUGCUGACGUCGUCGACCCGGCCGCUGACGUCAGCGUCGUCGGGGGUGACGUCAGCAGGCCCGGGGAGGGCUUGGCGGGGUGGAUGGAACUGCUGCCGAAGGUGGAGGAGCCGAAGGAUCUGGGGGCAGUCGCGCUGAAGAAAGGCGAGGUGGCGGAGGGGAGAUACAGGGUCGCCGCAAACCUGGCCCUCAAGGGCGACAUCACCGACUGGGCAGAGGGCGCGAUGACGGCCUUCUCGGCGGAACCGGAGGCGGCCCCACUGCCGAAGAAGGCGCCUGCGAAGAAGAAGGAGCCUAAGGAGCCCAAACCCGCCAAACCCCGCAAGAAGCUGCGCCAGGGUGAGGAGGACUUGGAAGACAUUCCCAUCAACAAGAUCAAGCUGAAGGUUUCCAAGGGUUCUAAGCCACUGGGCAGGCCUCGCAAGUCACCAGCACCUCCCGGGGGGGCCGCCAAAGCGGCGAACGGGCCCCCCAUCCAGGCCGCACAUCCUUCCGGGGGGGUGGCGAAAGCAGCGGACGGAACCCCCGUGAAUAUGUCCGGGCUGGUGGGCAAGCUGGGGGGAGUCGUGACGUCUUACACUGGGAGUGGUGAUGUCAGCAGAGGAUGGGGUCAAGGUGGGGGGGAGCGGAGCGUUGCCCCGUCGAAUGGGAGUGCGCCAGCUGGCGCGGGAGCGGGCGUUGGUGCACUUGGGUUAGCCCCGGGUUUGCUGCAGGGUCAGGCUAACAGCGUGCUGAGCGGCGGCGUCACCGCAGCCACAAACUUGGCGAGCCCAGGUGCGAAUCUACAGCGGAUCAAUGUUUCGGGGGGGGAUGCGCAGGCUGGCUUUAGCCCGUCGGACAGUCCCCCAAUUGCGGCGCUUGCCAGGAAGCCUCUCGGAGGUGGGCUCCUCCCUAAACCAGCCAAGAAGAAAACCGGGUUGGGGGAUGGUCAAGGGGAUGGUAACCGGCAGUUCGCGACUGUCCACAGGGGACGCGGCAGGGGGGUCUCGGAAGGGGGCAGAGGGAGGGGGGGAAGAGGCAGAGGGCGAGGCAGGGGGUUAGGAUCUGACGUUUCGGGGCGGCUCUUUGACUCGAACGACAAGCCGCCCCCCUCUCCAAGCGCAGGAACCGUUUCGCCCUUUGGCGGUGUCCAGAAUUUGCUGCAGGGGGUUCCUGUCAAACCGGAUGGGUUUGCUCAGGGCCGCCCCCUGACUGCGGUAGCUCCUUCCGGGGGGGUGGUUGCGGGGCAGAAAGCGGCCCCCCUGAGCGCGGGGUUGCACAGCUUUGGCCCAUCGUUUGGGGCGGAAGGGAGGGCCUCUGUCGACGGAUCCUCGUUCCGGGGGGGCGAUCUGGCAGCAAAUCAGGGGGGGGGCCAAAGCACCAGCCAAAGCAUACGGAUGAGAUUGGAGCGCUCUUUAGAUCCCCGUCAAGAGGCGCAGCCGUUGGGCGCAAAGGGGGGGCACGCGGCAGAUUGGACCGGAGGGUUGCGUGCGCCCCCCUCAUUCCGGGGGCUGGCUUCCCCGACCGCAAUCCCUGAGCACCGGAAGAAGUCCGCCGUUCCGGUUUUGGACCUGAACGCUGAGCCGAAGUCUCCUGGGGGGGUAAAGAAACGGCCCCCCCCUUCGGCGCUGUUGAAUGAGGACACCCCCCUGCAGCUCGUGAUUGACAGGGCGGCGGGGAAGAAGGCUGGGGAUCGGCCCCGACCAGGGGGUGCGGUUUCGCUUCAGGGGGGUACGGUUUCCGGACAGGGGGUUCCGGUUCCGGAGCAUGGGGCAACGGCGCGGGGGGGCAUCGCUAGGCCCUCGGGGAGCGUUUCGAGUAGCGCGAAAGGGGAGGGGACGGCUGAACGGGGAAUUGCUCAGGGGAAGUCCGUGGACUUCGCCAAAACGGCGCACUCGCCUCCGGAGGAAGCCAAAACUUUCCGACCGAGUGCGGAAACCAACCAGCGGUCACCGAGUUGGCCGGGACCCCCCCUUGCGGAGCAAAGACACUCAUUCGCGGGGACAACCCAAACCGCCCCCCAUUCCGGGGGGGAGCGUGGUCCGCCGAAAAGCAGCCCCCCCCAGCAGCGUGUCACAUUUUCGGGGUCCGCCCAGCACGAAGCGAGAGGGUUCGGGGGCCCUGUUGAGAGACGGGCCGACUUGCCCCCGGGCUAUUCCGGCAGUGGCGCCGGCGUCGCUGUGCCCAGCAAGGCCUUUUCCGGACAGCAGCGCACGGAAUCUUUCUCACCCGACCGGAACCGCUCGAGCGGCUUUGCUGACCGCGGGUUAGGGGUUAACCCAAGGGGGAGUCCCCAGCAGAGGGUACAUUCAGGGGGCAGGGGAGGCAUGCAAACGAACCCCCCAGAAGCGUCGCUUCCAGGAGGGCCGCUCUUCGGCUACCAACAACCGCCCCAGCCCCCGCCGUUCUCAGCCCCCCAACCCACUCCGCCCUGGAUGACGUCACCACCCCGCGCGCCGCAGACGAGCCCGCCCCGGAUGACGUCACCUUACCGCAGCCCGCCACGUGUCACGUCCCCGUACCGCCACCCGCAGGCGAGCCCCACCAACCGGCUGACGUCACACCAGAGCCCGCCGGGGCGGGGCCCUGUCGUGACCGGAGGCGCGCUACGGGUGGCUGGGGAGACGCGCAAUUGGGCCGGACAUGGGGCCCUUUCGGACGGCGAGGACGAGCUCCCUGAGUUUGUUUUGCCCGAGCCAUUCUCGAACCGGCCCAACUUCCCAACCCUUCCAAACCCUGGGGCCGGAACGGCGCCCCCGCCGCCGUACUACGGCGGCCAACCUCCGGUGCCGAACCCGCACCAAGACAUGCGGGGACCGGUUCGUUUCUUGGGGCGAUCAGACAACGCUCCGGAUGAUGGGUUACCCCCCGGGUUCGGUCGCCCGCAAAACCCCCCUCCCCAGCCGAGGGACUUGGACUUGCCGCCUGGGUUCGGCCGCUGAUGAUGCCACUGAGCUCUGAGAAACUUGCGAAGGUUCGCACUUGGGAAACAUUGGUCGAACAUAAAGCAGAACGUAUUGUCCGGCCACAUCUUUGGCCCAUCUCCGCUUAUUUGUGUGGGGAGUGACCGUUGCACCAGGUUGCUACACUGGACUUUCUUGCUUUGAUCGUCAUGGAUGUAAAAUAGAUCUUCAGCGUGCUUCCGUUGAAGCAUGGCGAUCUGCAACGUAUCGACUUUUG
Klebsormidium nitens is the source of this 12335-nucleotide messenger RNA. NCBI's taxonomy places the organism in Eukaryota, Viridiplantae, Streptophyta, Klebsormidiophyceae, Klebsormidiales, Klebsormidiaceae. The record is from the annotation of a GenBank genome assembly.